AUGAUGUUCAUGAACAAAGAAUCUGACCCAAUCUUGUGCCAUACUUUCCCAACCUUUCUGGAUGGAGCUGCCCUAAUUUGGUUCUCCAAUCUCCCUAAAGGUUCCAUCUCCAAUUUUGAUGAGCUGGCCGAACAGUUCGUCAAUCACUUUGUCGCAUUCCAAAUAUACGUCCACAAUUCCGACUACCUGAGCACUAUCAAACAAGGGCCGAAUGAAAGCCUGAAAGACUACAUGACCAGGUUCGUGGAAGCAACCAAUGAAAUACCCAACCUAAAUCCUGAAGUCCACCUUCACGCCCUAAAGAGCGGUCUUCGCCCAGGAAAAUUUCAAGAGACCAUAGUCAUAGCAAAACCGAAGACUCUGGCUGAAUUCCGAGAAAAAGCAACAACCCAGAUCAAAAUUGAGGAAUUCCAAGCAUUGCGAAGAGCGGAAAAGCCUACCUCGAAUAGAGAAGACGAAAGACAAAACAAGCAUUCGAGCAAUAGAACGGACCAGAGGUCAUUCAAACUGACACCUAAGUUCAACAGCUACACUCCCCUUAAUACAAAUAGGGAGGACAUUAUAAAAGACAUCCUGCAUUCAAAACUCAUCAAACCUCCAAACAGGGCCGGUACAUAUCAGGACCAGUGA
This is a messenger RNA of Arachis stenosperma, 630 nucleotides long. RefSeq lists its product as uncharacterized. The record is from RefSeq and is a predicted model, not a curated record. The transcript has a single exon. Lineage: Eukaryota; Viridiplantae; Streptophyta; Magnoliopsida; Fabales; Fabaceae. The coding region runs from base 1 to 630 and encodes 209 amino acids.